Drosophila montana is the source of this 1301-nucleotide messenger RNA. RefSeq lists its product as uncharacterized. The transcript is spliced from 6 exons. Bases 318 to 1238 code for a protein of 306 amino acids. Gene Ontology annotation, cellular component: cytosol; membrane. Lineage: Eukaryota; Metazoa; Arthropoda; Insecta; Diptera; Drosophilidae. The record is from RefSeq and is a predicted model, not a curated record.
UUUUAUUUUUGUUUGCAAAACCCUUCCUUAAUCAAUAUAAUGUAUUCCGUUUUAAAUUGUGAUUAAUAUGCGAAACUUAAUAUUGCGCACCAGUGAGACCGCCCUCUAACGCACUCGAUAUCCCCAACACGCGCGCACCGCCCACACGCCAGCACCUCCCCCGCACCCACAGCACCGCGCACCCGCGCCGCACACAGAACAAAUGUCAUCCAAUUAAUCUUCAUGAAAAAGUGAAAUCAAAGAACACGAAGGCGAUGUGAUUUCGUAGCGGCCAGCAGCCGGGCCAGGCAUAGAACCAAACAGGCGCUCCAAACAACAUGUUGAUGUACGCAACUAACUGUUUGAAAAUUGUAACACUUGCCGCAAUUUGUGGCGCACUGAACCAGCUGCAAGUGGCCGAAUCGACAGACAGAUCCGUGCAGCAAUUGCCGCAACGCAUCUACGGUUUGCUGAAUGAAUUAUCCUGCGGCGGGCAACUCAAUGCGAGCGCCAGGUUCGCAUUGCUGCUGGCCGAAUUCCUGAUAAAACAGAAAAUGCGCUAUGCCACGCCCACACGAUACGAGAGACAACUUUACUAUCAUCUGCUGCACAGCAUGGAGCAGCUGCGGAGCUGUGGAAGCCAGGACGAAAUAAGCCAACUGCAGCAGCUGAUACUCCGGAAUGCCUUUCAGCGCAAUGUGCUGCUCCUGCCGUCCAGCCUGAAAUACGGCGCCCUCAACGCCAAUGCCGAGUACGAACAACUGGCAAUGAACUAUGAGAGUCUGGUCGAGAAGGGCGCGCCAAAUGCCACACAAUCGGAUCUCUGCAUGCGCGACAUAGUUACUCUGGAUGCCAGAGAUUGUAAGCUCAGCCUGGACUGCCUGGACAUACUGACCAGCGAGGCACCUGCCUAUGGCUAUCAGCGCACACAUCAGGUUCUGCUGCUCUACAUGCUGCAGCAUCAUAAAUGUGCGCCCCGAUUGAGCCCCCCGCAGCUGUACGAGGAGCUGGUCAGGAGCCACUGCAACGAGAUACUCAGCGAACAGAAUGCGAUCCGCAGCCUGGCUUUGGGUCUGGGCAAGUACCAGGAUCUGUAUCUGGAGCAAGCUACCAUCUGUGGACUGUGGGGCUAUAACGAGUUCCUCAACUGGCGGAAUGUGAUGGAAAUUGACAGCUGGCACGCAAAUGAGUCCAAGGAGCAGCACAUCAAGGAUCUGUCGCUGGUCUUCUAUAUUAACGCGUUGCUGCUGCUGCAUUAAAUUGAUGCUAACUGUUGCUCCUGCUGCUGCUGUUCCUGCUUCUCCUUGUGCUGCUCAUGCUUC